AUGCUGGCACCCACGAACACAGAGACCACGGUCCCCAUGUCCCAGACCGAGGCCGACCUGGCCCUGCGGCCUCCGCCGCCUCUCACCACCGCGGGGCCGCCCCGCCUCGGGCCCCCUAUUCGCCGGGCGCGCCGUUUCUCCGGGAGGGCUGAGCCCCGGCCGCGCUCUUCUCGUCUCAGCCGCCGCAGCUCAGUAGACUUGGGGCUGCUCAGCUCUUGGUCCCAGCCAACCUCAUCCGUUCCGGAACCCCCCUAUCCUCUGGACUCCGCCGGUCCCGGCCCCGCGAGGAGCCCACCGCCUUGCUCCGAAGAGCGCCCAGAGGGCACGUGGACCGGGGGAGCCCCUGCGAGCCCUGCAGAUUCCGUGCUUCCAGAACUCACGGGGUCCCGAGAGGCGCCGAGGGUCCCCGAAACCGCAGCCCGGGAGCGGCAGCGGGAGCAGGAAGAAAAGGAGGACACGGAGACCCAGGCUGUGGCAACGUCCCCAGACGGCCGAUACCUCAAGUUUGAUAUCGAGAUUGGACGUGGCUCCUUCAAGACAGUGUAUCGAGGACUAGACACCGACACCACGGUGGAGGUGGCCUGGUGUGAGCUGCAGACUCGUAAACUGUCUCGAGCUGAGCGGCAGCGCUUCUCCGAGGAAGUGGAGAUGCUGAAGGGGCUGCAGCACCCCAACAUCGUCCGCUUCUACGACUCAUGGAAGUCCGUGCUGAGAGGCCAGGUUUGCAUCGUGCUGGUCACGGAACUCAUGACCUCGGGCACACUCAAGACGUAUCUGAGGCGGUUCCGCGAGAUGAAGCCGCGAGUCCUUCAGCGCUGGAGCCGCCAGAUCCUGCGAGGGCUUCAUUUCCUACACUCCCGGGUUCCCCCCAUCCUGCACCGGGAUCUCAAGUGCGACAACGUCUUUAUCACCGGCCCUACGGGCUCCGUCAAAAUCGGGGAUCUGGGCCUGGCCACGCUCAAGCGCGCCUCCUUUGCCAAAAGCGUCAUCGGGACCCCGGAGUUCAUGGCCCCGGAGAUGUACGAAGAAAAGUACGAUGAGGCCGUGGACGUGUAUGCGUUCGGCAUGUGCAUGCUGGAGAUGGCUACUUCCGAGUACCCGUACUCUGAGUGCCAGAACGCCGCCCAAAUCUACCGCAAGGUCACUUCGGGCACGAAGCCGAACAGCUUCUACAAGGUGAAGAUGCCCGAGGUGAAGGAGAUCAUCGAAGGCUGCAUCCGCACGGACAAGAACGAGAGGUUCACCAUCCGGGACCUCCUGGCCCACGCCUUCUUCCGCGAGGAGCGCGGCGUGCACGUGGAGCUGGCGGAGGAGGACGACGGCGAGAAGGCCGACCUCAAGCUCUGGCUGCGCAUGGAGGACGCCCGGCGCGGGGGGCGCCCACGGGACAACCAGGCCAUCGAGUUCCUGUUCCAGCUGGGCCGGGACGCGGCCGAGGAGGUGGCGCAAGAGAUGGUGGCCCUGGGCUUGGUCUGUGAAGCUGAUUACCAGCCAGUGGCCCGUGCAGUGCGUGAACGGGUUGCUGCCAUCCAGCGGAAGCGUGAGAAGCUACGCAAAGCUAGGGAGUUGGAGGUUCUCCCACCUGAGCCAGGACCUCCACCAACAACCAUACCCAUGGCUCCUGGUCCCCCCAAUGUCUUUCCCCCCGAGCCUGAGGAGCCAGAGGCAGACCAGCACCAGCCCUUCCUCUUCCGCCAUGCCAGCUACUCAUCUACCACCUCGGAUUGUGAGACUGAUGGCUACCUCAGCUCCUCCGGCUUCCUGGAUGCCUCAGAUCCUGCCCUUCAACCCCCUGGGGGGGUGCCAUCUAGCCCUGCUGAGUCCCAUCUCCGCCUGCCUUCAGCUUUUGCCCUAUCCAUUCCAUGUUCUGGCCCUGGCAGUGACUUUUCCCCUGGGGAGAGCUAUGCCUCAGAUGCAGCAUCAGCCCUUAGUGACGUGGGAGAAGGGAUGGGACAGAUGAGAAGAUUGCCAGGGAGGAAUCUCCGGCGCAGACCUCGAUCCCGGCUGCGGGUCACUAGUGUCUCAGACCAGAAUGACAGAGUGGUUGAGUGCCAGCUACAGACCCACAACAGCAAGAUGGUGACCUUCCGAUUUGAUCUGGAUGGGGACAGUCCAGAAGAGAUUGCAUCUGCCAUGGUGUAUAAUGAAUUCAUUCUGCCCUCGGAGCGAGACGGAUUCCUAAGCCGGAUUCGGGAGAUUAUCCAGCGAGUGGAGAACCUAUUGAAGAGAGAUACAUGCCCUGUGGAGGCUGCUGAAGAUGCACUAGGACCCAAGGAGGAGCCAGCACCAUUGGCUGCCCUCCGGGGCCCCCUCCCAGACCCAUCCAGUGCAGAGCUCCAGAGCAGCACCUCCCUGGAACAGAGGAGCUGGGCAGCCUUCUCCUCCACUUCCCCACCUUCUCCUGGAACCCCCAUGUCUCCUGGAAACCCAUUUUCCCCCAGAACUCCCAUUUUCCCAGGUCCCCCAUGUUAUCCCAGCCCUUCCUCAUUCUCCCCCAUUUCUUCUCUGAUCUCCUCAAAUCCCUCUCCACACACCCCCAGUUCACCACUUCCAUUUUCCUCCAGUGCAUCCCAGUUUCCAAUCCCAUCCUCUCAGUUUCCACAGAGUUGUCUCCGCCCCAGUUCUCCACCCACAUUCUCCCCCAGUUGUUCCCAGUUCACUCUCAAUCCCCUGUCCUCUCCUCCAUGCACCUCCACUGCUUCCCUUCCCCCAACCACAGCAGCCCCUCUCUUGUCUCUGGCUAGUGCCUUGUCACUGGCUGUGAUGACUGUGGCCCAGUCCCUGCUGUCCCCCUCACCUGGGCUCCUUUCCCAGUCUCCUCCAACCCUUCCUGGUUCCCUACCUAGCCUGCCCCCUCCGGAUCCCCUUACUCCUUGUGCCCAUGAGAGUCCUUCACCUCACACAGCUGAGAUGGAGAGUGAGGCCUCCCGAAAUCCUGCUUGGCCACUCCUGGGUGAAGCCAGAACGGCACCCAUUUCUGAAGAGGGAAAGCCCCAGCUUGUUGGGCGUUUCCAAGUGAUGUCAUCCAAAGAACCAGCUGAGCCUCUUCCCCUGCAACCAACAUCCCCAACUUUUUCCACUUCUCUGAAGCCUCCAACUCCUCAGCUGACCUCAGAGAGCUCAGACACAGAAGAUAGUGCUGGAGGUGGGCCAGAGACCAGGGAGGCUCUGGCAGAAAGCGACCGUGCAGCUGAAGGCCUGGGGGCUGGACUCAAAGUGGAAGGGGAUGAUGGGAAGGAACCCCAAGUUGGCGGCAGCCCCCCACCUCUGAGCCAUCCCAGCCCAGUGUGGAUGAACUACUCCUACAGCAGCCUAUGUCUGAGUAGCGAGGAAUCAGAGAGCAGUGGGGAGGAUGAGGAGUUCUGGGCUGAGCUGCAGAGUCUCCGACAGAAGCAUUUAUCAGAGGUGGAGGCACUACAGACACUACAGAAAAAGGAAAUUGAGGACUUGUACAGCCGGCUUGGGAAGCAGCCCCCGCUGGGUAUUGUAGCCCCAGCUGCUAUGCUGUCCAACCGCCAGCGCCGCCUCUCCAAGGGCAGCUUCCCCACCUCCCGCCGCAACAGCCUGCAGCGCUCUGAGCCCCCAGGCCCUGGCAUCAUACAAAGGAACUCCCUGAGUGGCAGCAGCACCGGCUCCCAGGAGCAGCGGGCAAGCAAGGGGGUGACAUUCGCCGGGGAUGUUGACAGGAUGGGACAGAAAAAGGCAGUAGACUUAGACUAA
Molecule: messenger RNA, 3720 nt
Organism: Cynocephalus volans (Philippine flying lemur)
Lineage: Eukaryota; Metazoa; Chordata; Mammalia; Dermoptera; Cynocephalidae
Gene: WNK4
Product: WNK lysine deficient protein kinase 4
Exons: 19
Coding region: 1-3720 (1239 amino acids)
Biological process (GO): positive regulation of potassium ion import across plasma membrane; intracellular signal transduction; monoatomic ion homeostasis
Cellular component (GO): cytoplasm; cytosol
Molecular function (GO): potassium channel inhibitor activity; ATP binding; protein serine/threonine kinase activity
Source: RefSeq, a predicted model, not a curated record